Molecule: messenger RNA, 2472 nt
Organism: Mesorhabditis spiculigera
Lineage: Eukaryota; Metazoa; Nematoda; Chromadorea; Rhabditida; Rhabditidae
Source: the annotation of a GenBank genome assembly
AUGGACUUUACGUCCAAAUCAUCGACCAAAGACACGGCGGGCGGGAGCUCGGAGACCGCCUCCACCGGCUAUUUUGCUGAAACUGAAAUGAAUGCCGAGCAGGAAAAUUUUCUAUACGAGCUGGAGACUACGGAUUCGGGGAGCCUGGGGAUUGUUUUGAGAGCUAUUUAUGAUUGCGGGGAUGUUAAGAAAUUUUCUCGAGCCCUCGAUCAUCGUAUCCAUAUUUAUGAUCGGAGUAUACAAAAUGUGUGUUCUCAUCACUACCAAAACUUUGUGACUGCUAUGCGAAAAAUGAUGACACUUCAGGAGAAGAGUGCAGAAAUUAAAAAUGAUUUUGCGCAAAUUGACUGCAAAAUCCAAGAGGCCAGCAAGGAUUUGGCAGAAAAGAGUGCGACUGUCGUGAAAUAUCGGAAGUUGACAAAGAAUGCUUCAACGGCUAUUGAUCAGAUUUCCCUUUGCCUACCAGCAUUGGAAAACUACGCCAAACUGCAGGGGCUGAUGGAGCAGAAAAAAUAUUACCAAGCCCUGAAAGUGCUCGAGGAAUUGGAGCACACCCACCUGGCACUAGUGGAAAAGUAUCGAUUCACACAGCUUUUCGCCAAAAGCUUGGCCCCGAUCCGGGAGCAGAUCAAGCAGAAGGCGUACAGCGAAUUCAAAGACUUUCUCGAAAAUAUUAAGAAGGUGGCGAAGAGGAUCGGAAGGCAUGCUAGUCAAUGUACCUCGGAGCAGCACUCCUUUGGGACCACAGAUGCCGAACGUACCAAGCUUUUGCAGGAAGAUACCAAGAAGAAAUCGGCAGAUUAUCAGGUUAUCGUAUCGGCAGAUGGUAGCUUGGUCAAAAGGAAGGUAGAAAAAUCUGGAAAAGCGACAAAGUCUGAACAAGCAGAGGAAGACGAAAAGCUCUCCGCUCAAGAUUUGAUCGAUUUUACCCCCGUGCAUCGCUGUUGCCAGAUUUUUAACGUCCUGGGAGCAAAGGAGGAGUUCGAAAAAUACUACCGCGAGCAAAGAACCGAACAAUGCAAGCUCGUCAGUCAGCAGGCUACCAAGAAAACAACCUUGCGCCAUUACGUCGAUUACCUAGACGAAAUCAUUGGCUUUUUCGUUGUGGAAGACCGGAUUCUGGAUACGGAGCCUUCUCUAGGAACCUCUGCUCAUAAAGAGGCUCUUUGGGAGGAUUCACUGAAGAAAGUAAUCGCCACAAUGAACACCGAUUUCGGAAUGUCGCUCGAUGUCGAGAUGAUGUUGCGCAUGAAGAAGGUUAUUCUUCUCUUUGCCCUGACUAUGAAGUCUUAUGGCUACACCAUUGGGCCGCUAUACAGUUUGCUGCAGAAUUUCCGCGAUCAGUACAGUGCCGUACUUCUUAAGACCUAUCAGGAUCAAUUCAAUCGCGAUUUGGACAUGGACAACUACAGCCCUAUCUUGGUGAACGAUAGAGACGAAUUUAAGCAAAUCAUCCGGCAAUUUCCGUUUUAUCGAAAGAGCAUGGAACAGGAGCCUUUCCCGAGAAAAUUCCCAUUUUCUCGGUUUGUCAUUUCAACAUAUGGCCAUGCCAAAUCGUACCUCAACGCCAUUUUCAAAUUCAUGGAGCACCUCCAGCUGAAACACUCGGAGAUUGACGACACGAUGAGACGCCAUGCGAACAUCCUCAUCAAGCGCUGGAGCGAGAUCCUGAAGCAGUACGUGUCGGUGAAGCGGAAUUUGGUCCAGCUAAUCCAAAUCACCAUCAACAUUGGGUACCUGGAAAAGGGAUGUGAGAGCCUCGGGAGCUUCAUCACGAAACUGGCUAGUGGUGGGGAUUCUGCGAUGACAGCCGGGUAUCAGGUGCCCCUCUUCGAAGGAGACUUUCGAGAUGCCCGUUCCGAAGUUGAGCAGAGUAUUGAAAUCAGUUUGGCGCGAAAAGUGGACGAUCUAUUGGAGCCGGCUUGUUACGAUUGGGAAUUGCCCUCAUCCUCCGGCCACGCUUCCGAUUUCAUUCAAUCCACAAUCGCUUUUCUGUCGACCACCUUCAUCUCGUUUUCCGAGAUUCCAGGAGCCCUAGCACGACAUGUCUGCACACAGACUUGUAAACACAUAGCACAACGACUUUCCGGGAUGCUACUAUCCCCUGACGUUAAGGCGCUGAGUCCAGGCGCCCUCGAACAGUUCUCCCUCGACGUCAUGCAAUGUGAACUGUUUGCCGCUACGCAAAAUAACAUUUCCGGGCUUGACAGUACCACCUUGCCACUAACUUUUGCGCACCUACGACAACUCCUCGAGCUCGUCACCCAAUCCGAUUGGACGACGUACAUUGCUGAAAUCGGCAAAAGUGACGCGAAAUAUAAUCGGGUCCAACCUUCAGCUGCCGUGCUGAUCAUGGAAAAAAUGAUCGAGUUCGAGAAGAAGAGCGCUGGCUUUUUCGCCGUCAACAAGGGAGACAGAAGAAAGCUGUACGACACAAUCCUAAAACAAUUGCGGGCUAUCGCUUCCGGUCAU